GAUUGGCGCCGAUCCCUAUCCAACAAUACAGGGCGCAGGCCCCUCAGCGCGCAUAUGAAGAACGCCACAACUCUCCGAGUGUCUCCCCUUCCAAUGGCGUCUUCUCUCCCCUCAUCUCUCUCACCGAUCCUGAGCCAGCCUCACCGUUCUCUUAAAAUCCAAGGUCGAUGCUUCUUUUUCGGUUUUAGAUUUCUCUCCUCCAAAGCCCCUCAUGUUUACAACUUGCAUUGCCAUGGCAAUUUCGCCCACCGGACUCUUAAAACAGAGAGCUCUUUUCUUCAUCUCUCCAGAAGUUUGGCUCACUCCCACCAUUCUGUGUCUAACAAGACAGACGGUCUUGGUCUUCACCACUUCGUUGCACGGGCUUCUCUCUCUGCCGCCCAAACACAGCCCAACCUUGUACCAGCUUCAGAAGUUUCUCCUGAUUCUCAAAUUCAUCCAAGAGGCCGUAUCUAUCAUGAAACUUAUGGAUGUCAGAUGAAUAUCAACGACAUGGAGAUUGUCCUAUCUAUUAUGAAGGAUGCUGGAUAUAGUGAAGUUGUGGGUGUUCCUGAAAGUGCUGAGAUCAUAUUCAUCAAUACAUGUGCAAUAAGGGACAAUGCUGAGCAAAAAGUGUGGCAGAGACUUAAUUACUUUUGGUUUCUAAAGAGGCACUGGAAGAGCAACGUUGCUAUUGGAAGGUCACAGUCCGUUUGUCCUCCAAAGGUGGUUGUUUUGGGAUGUAUGGCUGAGAGGUUAAAGGACAAGAUACUUGAUACAGAUAAGAUGGUCGAUGUGGUUUGUGGACCUGAUGCUUAUAGAGAUUUACCACGAUUACUGGAAGAGGUCGAUUAUGGCCAAAAGGGGAUCAAUACUCUACUUUCACUUGAAGAGACUUAUGCUGAUAUCAGUCCAGUUCGAAUAUCCAAGAAUUCAAUUAGUGCUUUUGUCUCAGUGAUGAGGGGUUGCAAUAAUAUGUGCUCGUUUUGCAUUGUUCCUUUUACUAGAGGCAGAGAACGGUCACGUCCAGUGGAUUCCAUAGUGAAGGAGGUGGCACAACUCUGGAAGGAAGGAGUGAAAGAGGUAACUCUUCUUGGUCAGAAUGUGAACAGCUAUAAUGAUGCUUCUGGGAUUGAAAAAGAAGCUGAACCAGGAUCAAAUUGGAAAUAUAGUGAAGGCUUUUCCAGCAUGUGCAAGGUGAAAAAGGUGGGGUUACGUUUUUCCGAUCUAUUGGAUCGGCUUUCCACUGAAUUUCCUGAGAUGCGGUUCAGAUACACAUCACCCCACCCUAAAGACUUUCCAGAUGACUUGUUGAAUGUUAUGCAACACAGAUACAAUGUCUGCAAAUAUAUUCAUUUACCUGCACAAACUGGGAGUAGCACAGUUCUUGAGAGAAUGCGUCGGGGAUAUACUAGAGAGGCAUACUUAGAUCUUGUGCAAAAGAUAAGAAAAAUCAUGCCAGAUGUCGGGAUAAGCAGUGAUUUUAUAUGUGGUUUCUGUGGAGAAACAGAAGAGGAACAUAAAGACACACUAAGUCUGAUCAGGGCUGUUGGCUAUGAUAUGGCCUACAUGUUUGCAUAUAGCAUGAGGGAGAAGACUCAUGCUCACAGGAACUAUGUUGAUGAUGUUGCUGAUGAAGUCAAGCAAAGGAGGCUUACUGAACUUAUUGAGGCUUUCCGUGAGAGUACUGGUCAGUGUUAUGACUCCCAGAUUGGCACUAUCCAACUAGUGUUAGUGGAAGGGCCGAAUAAAAGAGCACCAGAUACAGAACUUAUUGGCAAGAGUGAUAGAGGGCAUAGAGUUUCAUUUACCAAUCUGCCAGUGCCAAAUCGAGAGGAUUCGAAUAACAAGCAGAAUCCAGUCAUUGGAGACUAUGUGGAAGUUCGUAUACUGAAAUCUACACGUGCAUCACUUUUUGGGGAAGCACAUGCCAUUAGCAAAUUGAGUUUAUUUUACAACAAUGUAGAACGAGAUGCUGUUGCCUGUGCAAGUUGCUGAAAACCUUGCUGCAUGUGUAUAUAGCAUGCUAUUUUCCCAUUUUCAAUGCAAACAUCAGAAUAUGGCUGCUUAAAUGUCAGAAUAUGGCUGCUCCUUGCUUGGUAUUUGUAUUUGUCAUUGAGAGAUUUGAACUUUGGCAUGCAGUCCUAACCUGACUGGAGAGAGUAAUGUACAAUGUUGGACUUGCCAUGAAAAUAAAGGGUGAGAGCAGCAAUAUGAAGUCUAAAGAGAAGUUGAGAUUCCGGCCAAUAGUCUGCAGCUUCAGAAUAGCAUAGAGUCGAAACAAUUUUUGUAUUUUAGCGUCAUCUGCAAAAUUUCCAAUGCUGUCAAGAAAAUAACCUUCUCGAGGGUUUUUGCAAGUGUAAUUUUGCCUAUUUUGUUUUA
Molecule: messenger RNA, 2361 nt
Organism: Manihot esculenta (cassava)
Lineage: Eukaryota; Viridiplantae; Streptophyta; Magnoliopsida; Malpighiales; Euphorbiaceae
Product: CDK5RAP1-like protein
Exons: 3
Coding region: 55-1977 (640 amino acids)
Biological process (GO): negative regulation of cyclin-dependent protein serine/threonine kinase activity; tRNA modification
Cellular component (GO): cytosol; mitochondrion
Molecular function (GO): 4 iron, 4 sulfur cluster binding; tRNA-2-methylthio-N(6)-dimethylallyladenosine(37) synthase activity
Source: RefSeq, a predicted model, not a curated record